AUGUCACAGUAUCAGUCUAGUAGGACUGCAGCUUUACAAAGAAAACUCAUGGAAAAAGUAGAGUGGAGCAAUCAAGCAUUCAUCACAGAAUUCAUGCUGUUGGGAUUCGGGAAUCUCCCAGAACUGCAGACCCCUCUCUUCCUGCUGUUCCUAGUGAUCUAUACUGUGACCAUGGCCGGAAACAUCCUCACUCUUGUGAUAGUUGUGGCUGAUCAGAACCUUCACACCCCCAUGUUAACAUUCUGUGGCCCCAACAAAAUUGACCAUUUCUUUUGUGAUUUUGCCCCAAUGCUCAAAGUCUCCUGCAGUGACACCAGCCUGAUUGAACUGGUGGACCUAAUCCUGUCAUUUGCAAUUAUACUUCCUACAUUCCUGUUAACCAUGAUGUGCUAUGUUUGUAACAUUGCCACCAUCCUGAGAAUCCCCUCCACCACCGGAAGGCAAACGGCCUUUUCCACCUGUUCCUCCCACCUCAUCAUAGUUGUUACUUUCUAUGGACCACUCAUCAUUAGUUACAUGAUAUCAACUGCUGGCACUGCAGGAGACCUGCACAAAGUGUUGUCUGUCUUCUAUACUGUCCUGACACCCUUGGUCAAUCCUCUCAUCUACAGCCUGAGAAACAAGAUGGUCAAAGAGGCAUUGAAGAAAGUUGGAGGCAAACUGGCUGCUUUCAUGAGGAGUUGA
Molecule: messenger RNA, 684 nt
Organism: Chelonia mydas (Green sea turtle)
Lineage: Eukaryota; Metazoa; Chordata; Testudines; Cheloniidae
Product: olfactory receptor 5AP2
Exons: 3
Coding region: 1-684 (227 amino acids)
Biological process (GO): G protein-coupled receptor signaling pathway
Cellular component (GO): membrane
Molecular function (GO): G protein-coupled receptor activity; olfactory receptor activity
Source: RefSeq, a predicted model, not a curated record